ACUCUAGUUACACUGCAUAUCUCGUUGGCCUGAUUGAUGCUCCCCACUUUUAAUUCCCACCCAGCACCAGUAGAAGAAUCACCAGCGCAGCCAUCAUCACUCAUUCACUCCCUCACUCAUUUCUUGCCCCCAAAUCUACACACACAACACACACUGACCUCGCUCCAGUUCCCAGACCGAUUGAGACAUUGAAGAUAGAUAAAGCUAGAAAAAGGGGCUCUGUAUUUUGUCCUUUGUUUUUGUUUUUGUUUUUUAGCUAUUUAACUUGGAGAGGACUUUACAGCUCAACCUCACUCUCUCUAACUCUGCACUUUGAAUCGAGGAGAAGAUUUCACCUUUUUUUGGGUUUUUUUCAGCUUCAUUUUUUAGGCCCAGAUCAAAUCUACCCAUUUCCAGGGACUUCUUUUUGGUGGCCGGUUUGCAGAUCGAUAAACUUGAUAGCUAUAUGUCUGCGAGAGACUUGAUACUGUCUGGUACAUUAGAUGAUUUGUCAUAACAUUAUUAUGCUUGACCAGUGCCACAAUGAGCAGUCUCUUUGGGAAUUUUCAGUGGCCGUUGCUUCAAUGCAUUCUACUACUUUGCACAUUGGCAAAGGAAAUUCGGACACUUAGUCCGGAUGGUCAAGCGCUCGUCAAUUUUAGAACAGCCAUUCUUAGUUCGGAUGGUGUUAUCCAGCAGUGGAGACCAGAGGAUCCUGAUCCAUGUGGGUGGAAAGGAGUAAAAUGUGAUCCAAAAUCCAAGAGAGUUAUAUCCUUGAGUCUCCCUGGUCAUAAGUUGAGUGGAUCUAUCUCACCAGAUAUUGGGAAGCUAGACCAAUUACAAUUUCUAGCUCUUCAUGACAACAACUUUUAUGGGACAAUUCCUUCAGACAUAGGAAAUUGCACCUAUUUGGGAUCAUUGUUUUUGCAGGGUAAUUACUUGAGUGGAUUGAUUCCCAGUGAAUUAGGAAAUAUUUCUGAGCUAGAAAAUCUGGAUCUCUCAAGCAACUCCCUUAGUGGAAGCAUUCCACCAUCACUGGGAAAGCUAAACAAGCUUGUACUUUUGUGAGUACUCUCUGUGGAUCUUGAUCAGCUCUGAAUAGUUUCUUCAUGUCUAGCAUUGACGUAUAAUUUCUUUCAA
Coffea arabica (coffee) is the source of this 1119-nucleotide messenger RNA. NCBI's taxonomy places the organism in Eukaryota, Viridiplantae, Streptophyta, Magnoliopsida, Gentianales, Rubiaceae. The record is from RefSeq and is a predicted model, not a curated record.